This is a messenger RNA of Amborella trichopoda, 1776 nucleotides long. Its product is annotated as malate dehydrogenase, chloroplastic. Gene Ontology annotation, cellular component: mitochondrion; cytoplasm. The record is from RefSeq and is a predicted model, not a curated record. Gene Ontology annotation, molecular function: L-malate dehydrogenase (NAD+) activity. Gene Ontology annotation, biological process: tricarboxylic acid cycle; malate metabolic process. Lineage: Eukaryota; Viridiplantae; Streptophyta; Magnoliopsida; Amborellales; Amborellaceae.
CCCCACCAACACAGAGGGGUCGAGGCAAGAGUCUCUGGUUUUAAAGUCUCUGCGCCUCCAUAUUUUUCAGAUCUCUGUGCGCUCUGAGAAAGCAGUUGGGUAUUAGAAGCCACCACGCUUUACAUAGCACUUGUAUCCUGAAAUGGCGGCGGCAACAGCAUCCUUUUCCCUAGGAUCAGCUGCUUCUUUUGGAACUGUAUCUCAUUCAGGAUCAAAACUGAAGUCCUAUGGCAUGAGAGUCAAUUCUGCGCACCAUAUUAAGAGUUAUAGCGGUCUAAAAGCAGCAAAAGGUAUAACUCUUGAAUCAGAGAUUUCAUUCUUGGGUAAAGGAAUCUAUGCCACUCUUCUCGCAUCAAAUCGGAGACCAGAAAUACUACUCCGAAGCUCAAACCACAAUUUCCAACCUCAGGCUUCCUUCAAAGUAGCUGUUAUAGGAGCAGCAGGGGGAAUUGGCCAACCUUUGGCGCUCUUGAUCAAGAUGUCACCUCUCAUCUCAGCCUUGCACCUCUACGAUAUAGCUAAUGUAAAGGGAGUUGCAGCUGAUCUGAGCCACUGUAACACCCCUGCUCAAGUCUUGGGCUUCACCGGCCCAUCUGAGUUAGCCAACUCUUUAAAGGAUGUUGAUGUAGUGGUUAUCCCAGCUGGUGUUCCAAGGAAGCCUGGUAUGACAAGAGAUGAUCUCUUCAAUAUAAAUGCAGGAAUUGUCAAAAGUUCAGUUGAGGCAGUUGCAGAUAACUGCCCUGAAGCUUUCAUACACAUAAUAAGCAACCCUGUAAAUUCAACUGUUCCAAUAGCUGCUGAGGUUCUCAAGAAAAAAGGGGUUUAUAACCCCAAGAAACUAUUUGGGGUCACCACCUUAGAUGUAGUGAGAGCAAACACAUUUGUGGCUGAGAAGAAAGGGUUAAGACUCAUUGAUGUAGAUGUUCCAGUAAUUGGGGGGCAUGCCGGAAUUACCAUUUUGCCUCUGCUUUCAAGGGCAAAGCCCUCUGUGAAAUUCUCAGAUGAAGAAAUAGGAGAGUUAACUGUUAGGAUUCAAAAUGCAGGGACCGAGGUUGUGGAGGCAAAGGCAGGAGGUGGGUCAGCUACUCUUUCGAUGGCCUAUGCAGCUGCUAGGUUUGUAGAGUCGUCUCUUCGGGCUUUGGAUGGAGAUGGGGAUGUCUACGAGUGUUCAUAUGUGCAAUCAGAGCUUACUGAGCUGCCUUUCUUUGCUUCGAGAGUCAAGCUUGGGAGGAAAGGGAUUGAGGCCUUUGUGAAGUCGGAUCUUGAGGGGCUGAGUGAGUAUGAGGAGAAGGCCUUGGAGGCUUUGAAGCCAGAGUUGAGGGCUAGUAUUGAGAAGGGUCUGGCCUUUGUAGAGAAGCAAGCUGUGGUGUCUGCAUAGACUUGAACUGAGGUGAUAAUAGAGUCAUGUUUUUAGCAUAAUACGAGCAUUUUUGUAGCGUAAGAAACAGAUUUUUAUCUGCAAGGGAGACUUAAAAGAGAGUAACAACAGCUUGAUUUUGAGUUUCAGAAUAUGCAGUAAUCUUGUUUUGAUGAUUGAGAUUUUUGCGAGGUGUCUGUAUCAGAGGUAUGCUUUGAAUAAAAUUGCUACUGUGUUUUACAGUGUCUCAUGAAAGUGGGUUUUGAAUUUGCUUGGUAUGUCUUCUGAUAAUGCAAUAGAAAUAAUUGCGGGAGAAACAUGUUUUUAGGGCUCCCAGGACCUAUCGCUGCGUAGACAACGGAUGCUUGUAUUUAUUUUUGGGUUUUAAUCCAUGGCUUCAAUGGCCCAAGUGCUCUCCC